UAAAGGAGAGAAGAAAGGGGCGGUGGAGAAGUGGGCGACAGAUAAAGAAGCAGUAGUUGAAUAGGUAGUGAGAGAGAGUGAGAGCUAGUAUAUAUACGCACUAACGCAGAGAGAUUAAGGGAGGGGGAGGUGAUGGAAAUGGCGGAGGAGCUGGGUCACUUGCUGGUGUUCGGGUUCCUCUUCUCGCUGGCGGCGUACAUGGUGGCGCCGGCGAUGACCGACGUGACGAUGGCGGCGCUCUGCCCCGGCCGCGACGAGUGCUCCCUCGCCAUCUACCUCACCGGCCUCCAGCAAGCCAUUACCGGGCUAGGUGCUCUGGUGGCGACUCCGAUUGUGGGCAACCUGUCGGACAGAUAUGGUCGCAAGACGUUGCUCCUUCUCCCUGCAACUGCCUCUAUCCUUCCACUGGUAAUUCUGGCGUGCAACCGGACGAAGGCCUUCUUCUACGCCUACUACGUCACCAGGACGCUGACGGCCACGGUCGCCGAAGGCAGCAUGUCCUGCCUUUCGCUUGCCUACGUCGCCGACAAGGUGCCGCCGUCACGCCGGGCGGCGGCCUUCGGCGUGUUCUCCGGCGUCUGCGUCGCCGGCUUCGUCGCCGGCACCGUGGCCGCCCGCUUCCUCACCGUCCCGUCCACGUUUCAGGUGGCCGCCGUGUCGGCGGUGGCGGCGGCGGUGUACAUGCGGGCCUUCGUGCAGGAGACGGAUGGCGGAGCGUCGCUGCUGCGCGCCGCCGGCGACGAAGAGGAGAACUCCCAUCCGCUCUGCGUUCCUUCCUGCAGCAGCAGCAGCGAGGACGUCGCGCCGCCGACUCUUCCGCCUCUCCGGAAAGCGGCGUCGCUGUCGGAAAUGGCGGCCCUCCUUACCACCAGCUCAACGUUCUCGAGAGCAGCACUCGUGACAUUUUUCCACACCCUUGGAGAGACAGGCUUGCAAACUGCGUUAUUGUAUUACCUCAAGGCACAAUUCCACUAUACAAAGAACCAGUAUGCCAAUUUGCUUCUUGUUAUUGGCAUUGCUGGAAGCCUCUCACAGCUAGUUAUUAUGCCUAUGCUAGCACCGAAGCUGGGAGAGCAGAAGCUACUGAUUAUAGCACUUUUGGGGAGCUGCAUGCAUUGUGUUCUAUACAGCAUAGCAUGGUCGCCAUGGGUUCCUUACCUUGGUGCAAGCUUUUUUAUUAUAGGCAUGUCGGUCAACCCCUGUAUAAGGAGCAUUGUAUCCAAAAGAGCAGGGCCUUUUGAGCAGGGAAUGGCUCAAGGGUGCCUGACCGGAAUAAGCUCAACUGCAAAUGUGAUAUCGCCUAUAGUUUUUACUCCUCUCACCGCUUGGUUCCUAUCAGAAACUGCACCUUUCAACUUCAAAGGUUUCAGCCUUGCAUGUGCUGGAUUUGCAAUGUUGAUAGCACUUGCAGUGAGCAUUAAUAUGAGACCAGCAGAACUUCAGCCAGAUAGCAAGUAGAAGAUCCUUGAGUACUCUAUGUUUGUGGUAAAGAACAAGAAUAUAGAUGUACAUAUGCAGUUGCUAAUUUUUAUCUCUCUUUGUAAGUUCAUGUCCAUGGCCAUGGUCAAUUGUUGGUACUGACAAAGGACAUACAAUAUGCACCAUAUCUGGUAGUAGACAAUGCACAUAGUGAUGCAAAAUAUCAAAAGUAGAAGAACACCAA
This is a messenger RNA of Oryza brachyantha (malo sina), 1663 nucleotides long. RefSeq names its product hippocampus abundant transcript 1 protein-like. The transcript is spliced from 13 exons. Gene Ontology annotation, cellular component: membrane. Lineage: Eukaryota; Viridiplantae; Streptophyta; Magnoliopsida; Poales; Poaceae. Bases 133 to 1458 code for a protein of 441 amino acids. Gene Ontology annotation, molecular function: transmembrane transporter activity. Gene Ontology annotation, biological process: transmembrane transport. The record is from RefSeq and is a predicted model, not a curated record.